AUGGGCGAUACUCAGUGCUUGCCUAGCCUAGAAGAACAAAUUAUUUAUGACCUUAUUCAUGAUCCAGAUGCACAAAUAAUUAAAGGGCGAACUCGUGAGGUUAAUGAAAUAAACGUUAUCAAUGCUUCACUUGAAUGUAAUCCUGAAGCCACCGAGGCGACGAAUGACUCCCUGAGAGAAUUAAUUAGUAUCAAAAUUCCCAAUCCAAAACCAAAUGAGAUCUCCCCCAGCAAUUCUCCUACAACGAGCAAUUUUCUAUUGUAUAGCCACGUAGAACUAACUAAUUAUGACCCUAAGCAUGUUUCGCCUGUAAAAACCUCCCACGGUGAUCAACAUAAAAAAGUUGAUUCGAUUGCAAAGAAAUCGACAAAUAUUAUCGACCACAAUUUACCACUUCUUGAUAAUAAACGAUUUAACCCGACCUCUCCACCUCUCAAAGUAAACUUACAGAGAUCGGAACAACCAAAUGGACAAAUACGAAGGAAUUAUUUUCGAAAGCGCCCCCGAAAACGUUCUCGUGCCCGACUAUCCCAAGAACGAGACCGAGAGAAUUACUAUUACCAAACCUCUACCAAAACAGGCCAAAACAUCAAAGUCCCAUGGUUCCGGUAUCAUAUACAAAGAAAGAACCCAGAUUGGAUCGAACAUCUAGAUCUGGUACGUCGAAUAACUGUCUCACAAUAACACGUAGUUCAGUUUAUCAAUCAGAGCCCCAUGUAAUAGAAAAUCCCACACAUGAAAUCUCUACAAGAAUUACUAGACGUAAGAGACGCCCGUAUCAGAAUCCAGGUAGAGCAGUCAACUAUCAUGCUCUGAAAAAUUUGAAAAAGAUAAAAAUCCCCAAAAGGUAUGAUAUUCCCACCAUUCUAUCUGCGAAUGUGAGGUCGCUGCCAUUGACGAGAUUGAACAUAUAGCUCUGCUGAAUUCUGUUGGUGCUAUUUGUAUAACCGAAACUUGGUUAUCGCCAGAAAUUCCUGACUCAUCCAUUUCUAUUCCUGGUUAUAAUUUAUUCCGCAGGGACCGAAUUGAAACGUCUGGUGGUGGUGUGUGUGUGUACGUAGACCAAAAUAUACCAUGCAAACUUCUGGAAUUCAGUGAUCAAACGGAGCUCGAAUCAAUAUGGAUAUCAAUGAGACCACAUAGUUUACCACUGAGAAGUUACAUCAAUCGUAGUAGGCGUGGUCUAUAAUUCGACGAGUAAUGGGAAACCUGAGAACAUUAUUUUACGUGAUCAUGUUCAAAAAAAUCUUGAUGCUGCGUUACUUAAACAGCCAAAUGCAUUAAUUAUUCUAACAGGCGAUUUUAAUCCAACAUCGACUGGUUUUAAUCAAAAAUAUAUAACCCCAGUGAAUAGCCUUAAACAGUUGGUUACCUUUAAAACAGGGGAUUCUGGUAUUUUAGACUGGUUGUUUACGAACAGACCUAAACUGUUCUCUUUAACCCAGCUACCUAGGAUUGCAUCAUCUGACCAUUAUUCAAUUCUGGCAAAGCCUAUACUUGGAGGUGAAACUAAACUAAUAAGUAAAUCUAAAAUACGCGAUAUGAGGGAUAGUGCGUGGUGUGCGCUAGGUCGAUGGAUUACUCAAAAAGAUUGGUCCUCUGUCCUCGAAGCUAAUAUGUGUAAAGAUAAAUUUGAUCUUUUUAACUCAGAUCUUAACCAGGCUAUUGAUAGAUUCCUUCCACAUAGAUUCCUUCCAUUCCUUCCUUCUAAGAUAAAAAAAAGGGAUUCAAAAACGCCAAUCAGCUUUUAUCCAGCAAGGGAAAAUUUCAACAGCAUACCGAUAUUGGAGAAACAAAGUCCAACGUUCCAUUCGUGCAGCAAAAUACCAAUAUUAUAGCGUUGAAGUUACUGAUGUACAAAGAAUUAAUUCCACAAAAUGGUGGAGAGAAAUUAAAAAACUCUCUGGGCAAAGUUCAAAACUGGAAUGGCACCAUCAGUUUCUAGAAAAUAGCUCUGACACUAAGUUACUAGCUAAUAGGAUUAACAACUUCUUUACUGGCCUUACUGAUAAUUUUGAGCCCUUAACUCCACGCAUUGUAUCCCAUGAAGUUCCACAGGAUUUCUUUGUAACUGAAAACGAGGUCUACAGAGCAUUAUCAUUGCUCCAAGUAAAUAAAUCAGUCGGUCCUGAUUACAUCCCGAAUACAGUCCUGAAGGAAUUCGCGCACGAGUUGGCACCUAUCAUCAAAGAUAUUUAUAACCAAUCAAUGAAAGAGGGAUAUAUUCCUGAACUCCUCAAAUCAUCAAUUGUUAUUCCAGUACCGAAGAUCAACCCCCCUAGAACCAUAGAAAAUGACCUCCGACCUAUCUCGUUGACAUGUACCAUAGCAAAGGUCAUGGAAGGCUUUACAUGCACAAGACUCCUACCUCAGUUAGAAGAUAAGCUGGAUCCGCGCCAAUAUGCUCGUAAAAAUCAUUCAACAACAGAUGCUCUACUAUAUACAUUGCAAGCAAUCUACGAAGCAGUGGAUAUUGAUCAUACCUUAUUGAUCAUACCAUCCUACACGAACUAG
Messenger RNA from Paramuricea clavata, 2514 nucleotides. Lineage: Eukaryota; Metazoa; Cnidaria; Anthozoa; Malacalcyonacea; Plexauridae. The record is from the annotation of a GenBank genome assembly.